Leopardus geoffroyi (Geoffroy's cat) is the source of this 4990-nucleotide messenger RNA. It is a transcript of the gene AMMECR1L, whose product is annotated as AMMECR1 like. The record is from RefSeq and is a predicted model, not a curated record. Lineage: Eukaryota; Metazoa; Chordata; Mammalia; Carnivora; Felidae. Bases 553 to 1485 code for a protein of 310 amino acids. The transcript has 8 exons.
CGGGGCGGUGCUCUGGCGGCUCCCUGAUCUCUAUGGUUUUCGCGGCUCGCUAGAGGGCGUGUGGUCCACUGGAGGACUCCCUACAUUCUUCCUCCAUUACCUCACUGCCUCCGGUGGCUGCUGGGAUACUGGAGGACUCGGGUCCCGGCUCGACUCAGUCCUCCAGCUGCCCGGGGAAUACCUCUAGCAGUUCUUCCCUGCCGCCACCGCCGCCCCGCCGCUUCCUCCUCCGCCCGCCCGCCGGCCUUCUUCGCCCCGCCCCGUCCGCGCCGCGCGUCCGGCCCGCCCGCGGGCCCGCUUCUCUCGGGAGCCCCCACCCAGGCGCAUGGCUCCAUGAAGCAGGAGGAGAAGGUAGAGCGCGAGAGGUCCCGUCCACCCCGGCUGCGUCUGGGCCAGGAGAAAAGGUACAGGAAGAAGGAAUGGAAUCGGAAGGAAGAAAAUUCAUUUCAGAGACAAAAUAGCUCCCCUCCUCUGUUAUAGCUGUACCCCUGGCAAUAGAAACUGUCUGCUUUCAGGUUCUGCAGCAUUCCAGACCUCGAGCACUGAAUCAGGAUGGGAAAAAGACGUUGUGUUCCUCCACUCGAGCCCAAGUUGGCAGCAGGCUGUUGUGGGGUCAAGAAGCCCAAGUUAUCUGGAAGUGGAACGCACAGUCACGGGAACCAGUCCACAACUGUCCCCGGCUCUAGUUCAGGACCUCUUCAAAACCACCAGCAUGUGGAUGGCAGCAGUGGUCGGGAAAAUGUGUCGGACUUAACUCUAGGACCUGGAAAUUCUCCCAUUACACGAAUGAAUCCCGCAUCGGGAGCGCUGAGCCCUCUCCCCCGGCCAAAUGGAACUGCCAACACCACCAAGAACCUGGUGGUGACUGCAGAGAUGUGCUGCUACUGCUUUGAUGUCCUCUACUGUCACCUCUAUGGCUUCCCACAGCCACGACUUCCUAGAUUCACCAAUGACCCCUAUCCGCUCUUUGUGACAUGGAAGACAGGGCGGGACAAGCGGCUUCGUGGCUGCAUUGGGACCUUCUCAGCCAUGAAUCUUCAUUCAGGACUCAGGGAAUACACGUUAACCAGUGCACUUAAGGACAGCCGAUUCCCCCCCCUGACCCGAGAGGAGCUGCCCAAACUUUUCUGCUCUGUCUCCCUCCUUACUAACUUUGAGGAUGCCAGUGAUUACCUGGACUGGGAGGUAGGGGUCCAUGGGAUUCGAAUUGAAUUCAUCAAUGAAAAAGGCGUCAAACGUACAGCCACAUACUUACCUGAGGUUGCUAAGGAACAAGACUGGGAUCAGAUCCAGACAAUAGACUCAUUGCUCAGGAAAGGUGGCUUUAAGGCUCCAAUUACCAGUGAAUUCAGAAAAACGAUCAAACUCACCAGGUACCGAAGUGAGAAGGUGACAAUCAGUUAUGCAGAGUAUAUUGCUUCUCGACAACACUGUUUCCAGAAUGGCACUCUUCAUGCCCCGCCCCUCUACAAUCAUUACUCCUGACACAAGGCUGCAUGACCAGUCCCACCCCCCUGUGGCCACCAAUGGCUAUGACAUCAUUGGAGCAGAUGCCUCCUCUUCCUGGUCCAGUUACUUCUAUUACUGCACCAUUUUAUGAUGCUAGCUUCCGUUGCCAAGUCUGCCUCCAGCUGACUGAGGGGGGGGGCAGGGUUAUACUGAAUGAAACAGAACUUGAGGGGCCCAAGCCUUAUCUCAGCCUUUCCUCAAUAUGGGGUUCCGUUGGAUUGGGGCUCCUCCGUGACUAGUGAGAAUUACCGUGUGGGUUCAGAAGACCCUUGGCAUGCAGGUGCCACUGGUGAUUUGCCGCCUGUGUGUUGGCCACACAGUGGAAGCUGGAAUUGGUGGUCCAUGAAGGCUUACCCCACACGCACCCCUACAGCCUCCCCAGAUCAAGUAGGUGUAUUCCCCUGGCAGUCUGGGCAACGGAGACCAACAAGAAACAUUUUUAGGUUGUUUUAAAUUCCUUUUUUAAACUUCCAGUUUAUUGCGUACCAAGAGUUGAUCACAACCUCCAUGCUUCAUAAGUGGACGCCAUGUUAGGGUUGAGCGUGGGCACCAUGAGUCCUCUAAGGCUCUUGGACAGAGACCCACAUCAAGAUCGGAAGCCCUUUGGAUGGCGUUGCAGAUCUCAUUGCUCAAUUAGCCUCGAAGGUUUUAAUUCUCAUCCCACUCUCAGUUGGAUUUUCUGGCACUCUUCCUGCAUCGAGUCUCCUGGUAUUGAACAAAGCUCUGUGGUGUAGCCUGCUGAGGACUGGACUGGGAUGCCCGUGGGAGGUCCCGAAAUCAUCGCUGCAUGCAGUGAGAAAGGAGAGACCUCUUCCUUACCACCCGGCUACCUCACUCCUCUACUGGUAGCAGUGCCUAUAGCUGGAUCUAGGUUCUCAGAAGGCAUAGGUGUUCAAACAAGCACUUGGGUCGGGAUUCUAGAAGGACACGUUGUCAUAGGAAAGAAUCCAGGGUCUCCACGCUGUUUUCUUUUCAGGCAGACAUCCUGAGGGACCUUUAAGCAGAGGAGUUCCUUGUCUAGUUUGCCUGUAGAAGUGGGAAGACUGUUGCUGUUUCAGUCCUUUCCAGGACUUUAGAACAAAGCUGUGUAAUUAACAAGAUGAAUCUUUAUCUUGCCUAACAUGCUGGGACUCUUCACCCCACCAUGGUAAAGUUCCAAAUAGCUCAUUUUAUUCUAGGUCAUUCAAACUUUCAUGUGGCAUAUUUAUCCCUUCCCCAUUGUUGCUGAUUCCAAAUAGCUGUCAGCAAGUUUCUUCUCCCUCUUGCCUGUUCUUCACUCAUUUGGUGGCAGAGUUCAUUGAAGCUGGGGACUUGGAAGAUGCUUUGGAAACAUUGUCACAGAGGCACUGCUGAACGGAUUCACAGGAAGAGGUGGCCAGUUGGAAGAAAGGACCCGGAGGGUGAUACACUGGUUUUCAACAACAUGCUCAGAGAACUCUUGAAGUGGAUUGGGUGUCAAUCCGGUGAACACAAUUGUUUUGAUUUAAUUUAUUUUUAAAGUUUAUGUGGUGAUGGUGUGGCUUUCCAAAAUGGGCAAAUAUCCAAAUCAAAAGAAAUUUUGAGUUUUCUUCUGCCAGGAAUGGGGGAGGGGGAGCAGGGACAUAAUCCAAGAAAUGACACACAUGCCAUUCUAGGCAUUGCUGUCUUGUUUCCUGGAAGAAAUGGAUGAGGGUGAGCAGAUUGGCUCGGUACCAUCCUCUGCUGUUCGCGAGGAUCUAGAACGUGCAAGGGAAGCGGGCGGACGGCGGGGUGGCCAGGUCAGGCCACACCACCCCACCUUACUGUUGUGCUGCGUUCUCGCAUCCUGCCACUUGUCCCUUGCGAGGUUAAUGAAAAAAAGCUUUUGAAGAUGAAGGGAUUGUUUCGUGAUUUCCUGCUGCUGAAAAUAAUAAAUGUUUUGUUACAAACAAACGUGACGAUAGUUACUCUUAGGUGCCAUGGAUUGAUGUCAGGGUGGUCAGCUCUGGACUAAACCACCCACCUCCAAUUUGUACAACAGUAUUGAUACAUAGGGCUACACUCAUUACUGUUCAAGUGUUCUAUGUUAAAAGUUGUGUUGAAUUUCUAAAGAUUAAAAAAAGCAAAAAAAUUGGUGCUAAACUUUCAUCCCUGAGCACGCUCAGUGAGACUGGUCAUGCAAGCAUUUACUACAGUGCCAUGCUCUUCAAGCCUGUUUUUCUUGUGGAAAUGUUGCCCUAUUUGUCUUCCCCAGUGUAUAGUAUGUUUUUUAUUUUGUUUUACUGAGGGUGGGGUAGGAUACCUGCCAUUUAUGAAAAUGAACAGAAAACUUAAAAACCCACAAAAUGGGGAAAAAAUCAGUGCACAAGAAUCGGGCUGGGUACGCCCAGCACCACACUGAAGUGGGCUCAGUGGUUUUGGAGUGAAGAAGCCUUACUCCCUGCACAUUCCCUCAUGCUCCCAUACAAGUCCAGCAGUGGAGAUGCUCGAGUCCCUCUGGCCUUGUCAGGGGGACUCAACGAGUCGACCAAGGAAAACUAUUUGGCCCCAUAAGAAAUGCCACUGUCAGUGUCUGUCCUGAAUGGGGCCUAGUCAGGAAGCAGUCUGGAAGUGUACGGUCACAGUCACUUCAUGAAGAUGUGUGGCAGGUGGCUCUCAGGAAAAAUACUAAGUCUGGAUCAUCCAUGUGGCAGCUUUGCAUGGGGAGAUGACGGCUCUGAACUCGAACUGAACUACCUUCCAUGCGCUUGACCAAAGCGGUGGUGAGGGUGGCCAGUACAUAUGGUGUGAGUGGCAGGUGUAAAAGAGAAGGGAAUGUUUUCUGCUUGGUGUUCAUUUUGUCUUCGGGCUGCUCAAGCUGAACAGUAGGUAACCGCUGUGAAGGAACCAGCCCACCUUGGCCGGUUUGGUUCAGAGUUCGUUUUACCCCUAGCUGUGAGUGCCUUUUGGUCUGGAAAGUUGGCUUGUCUCAUAAUACCCACAGCUAGGACAUUCUCUCUGUAAUUAUGAGUCGUCCUUGUUUUAUGUUAACUAAGAGAAUGUCUUUGAUCACUAGGAUUUGUCCGUGUUGGAUUGUUUCCACUGUGAGGUUCUUAAACUUUUUUGCUUCAUAAUAUUAAAGCAACUCAUGUUAGAGACCCUUUCAACAUGAAAGGUUUGUAGUUGAGACAUUACAUAUAUUUUAUUGUUUAUAAUAAAAAUCAUCUAUACAGAAGUCCUGGGUGUUAAUUUUAAUAUUUGCACAAGACCUGUUUUCCAUGAUGUGUUAACACCUACACUUUCACUAACUGUUGAUGCUCUUUUCUAUCGAGAUUCUGGAGCCUAGGGAGCUAUGUGUUCGUCUUGUUUAUUUUGAUUCUUAACUUCCCUGAAGCAAGAGACUUUGUAUGGCCUUCAGUGCAAAGACUUCAGACCAAUUCUUUGUAUUACACUUGGUUGCCUCUUGGCUAUAUAAUUUCUGAGUGCAAAUCAUUGAACUCUUUAACGAAGUAUUGUAGAGAAUAAAUCAUAAUGGGUAAAAACU